AUGGCUAUACGAAAUCCAAGAUUACCGUUAUUGCCCGGAUAUGGAAUGAAUCCACUGAUCGGAAAGAAAAAUUUCGGAGUUCGGCCAAUUUUCACUACUAUUGAUAAUGUAAAUAUGUUAAUCGAUAAAUCCGAAGAUGUCAACCGCGUUCCUUCUCUUUAUUCUAGGAAGCAAACACCAGAACUUCCCUCUUGGAUCAUGUAUGAUAAGCAUAUAUUACGGUUUCAAGGAUAUUUCCAACAAAGUCUCCAUGAGAUGCGCUCAGCGUCUCACAUCGUUCGCAAGGUGGAUAUUUUCUUCUUUCUUGAAGAUGGUACUAUAAAAGUAAUAGAGCCUAAAACGGACAACAGUGGACUGUCACAAGGAACAUUGAUUAGUCGUCAAAGAAUAAGACUUCCUCAGAGCUAUGAUUUGUACUACGAUGUUCUUGAUCUUAAUAUUGGUAAGGAAGUCAUGUUUUACGGGAAAGUAUUUAAGAUUGUUAAUUGCGACAAUUUCACAAGAGUAUUUUUAAACCGCCUCGGAAUAAAUGUGCCAGAUCCCAUUCCAUGGCCUGAUACAGUCGACAGAAUCCAUAAAUCUGGUAAAAAACCAAAACCCAAACCAUUUAGACAGUUUUUGGAUUACGAUAGACAGGUUUUGCGAUUCUUUGGAUAUUGGGAUGAUCGAGAUACGGAAUUUGGUACAGUGCAUCAUCUAGAGAUACAUUAUUUCCUUGCUGAUGAUACAAUGGAAAUAAAAGAAAUACUUCCACCAAAUUCUGGCAUCGAGGCUGGUCCAAUGUUUUUAAAGAGGAUGCGUUUGCCAAGGAAAGUUCCACCACAUGUAGAGAUGACUGGCGGCCCUCAAACACAAUCCUACACUCCGGCUGAUCUUAGUAUUGGGGCUGUGAUCAACGUAUUUGGACGUAAAGUAGUUCUUACCGACUGUGAUCCAUUUACUAAGGAAUACUAUCGUGUAACUUAUGGAUUUGACAACUUUGCACCGCUGGAAGUACCUGUAGACAAAAACACAGAGUGCUUUCGCGAGAAUAUGGCUGAGCGAGAACUGCCUCCUUGGAAUGGUUAUGGAUCAUAUGACGAUUCCGCGGAAAACUGCAAAACUGUGGAGCCAAAGGCACCGCAUCGUGACUUUAUGAAAUUUAUACAUAAAGAUAGAGUUGGCUUUGAUUCACACAUAUUACGCUUUGCUGCGCGCCUUAUCAAUGACAAUCCCGAAGAUGCUCGAAGAUACUUUGUUGUAAAAUAUUUUCUUUGUGAUGACACUAUCGGUGUGUUUGAGUUGGGGGAGAGAAAUUCCGGAUUUACGGGUGGCACAUUUUUUCGUCGUGAGAAAACGUAUUUACCAGACGUGGACUUUUUCGUAUCUAAAGAGCCUCCGACAUACACAGACAAAGAUAUGUGGAUUGGGAAUGAGCUGGUCAUCAACAAACAUCGGUUUCGUCUUAUUGCUGCUGAUGAAUACGCCUUGCGGUACAUGGAACUUCAUGCGGACGAGUAUCCGAUGUCCAAUGUAGCCCUGAUAAUGGAUAAGAUAAGACGGACGUUAGCUUCGCAAGAAAAUGGCUACAAGAACUUUGUUGCUAAAUAUAUGGAAGCUGUCCUACCUGAUAAAAAGGAACUGAUGUCUGUUCGAUGCUUCAAGCAGGCAUUAAAAGAAAUUAUGUGUGAAAAGAUGACAGAACAUGAAUUUUUAACUCUUAUAAGACACUUUCGAGGUGAUCCUGGACAAGACAAAAGUCCACGACGAGAAAUGAUAAGGUCCCUGGUGUUUACGGAGUUGACACGAGGGCUGUGGGACGAUCGCGAAAGACUUCGCGAAGGUUUGUUGCAUGCAGAUGAAACAGGGCUAGGAACAUUGCCCAAAUCGCGUCUGAGACUAAUUCUGCGUGCAAAUCGUCUGUCUAUAAACACUGAUCUCAUGGAUUGCAUGUUGGAUGUGUUAAAGAAAGAUGAAAACUGUAACAUAUACUACGAAGAUUUGAUGGAAUUCCUGGACUUUCAAACACGGCCCGUGUUCAAUUUAAGCGAGGCUGACUAUACUAAACUUGUGCGUCAUGCUCCACCGUUGAAGGACGUGGAGUGCAAAUUCUGGGCUGAUCAAGAUACUUUUAUUAAGGAAGGCUACGUAAACUGGAAUGCUUUCCUAUGUCAGUUGAAUUUGGAACAUCUCGUCAAAGCUCAGUCAUAA
This is a messenger RNA of Parnassius mnemosyne (clouded apollo), 2190 nucleotides long. The record is from the annotation of a GenBank genome assembly. Lineage: Eukaryota; Metazoa; Arthropoda; Insecta; Lepidoptera; Papilionidae.